Molecule: messenger RNA, 563 nt
Organism: Hypoxylon fragiforme
Lineage: Eukaryota; Fungi; Ascomycota; Sordariomycetes; Xylariales; Hypoxylaceae
Exons: 2
Coding region: 152-475 (107 amino acids)
Source: RefSeq, a predicted model, not a curated record
GCAUUAACUCAUGAAGCUGAGCUAAACAUCAUACGAUUAAAUCUCAUACGACCCCUUCGAAUCUUAUUUAUCUAUUAUUUAUAUAAAAGGCCUACGUACAAGCGGAUUCUUCUCUCUUUUAAUGCUCUUUAGGUAGUACACAAACUUCAAGAUGAGAGCUACGUGCAGGCUACUUCAGAGUUGCAGGAUCACACUCUUUACUCGUGAAAACUGCGGCCUCUGCACUGAAGCCAGGUCGGUUCUCUCCAACGUAUGGGACUCCCGGCCCUUCCAAUUUAAGGAGAUAGAUAUAAUCAAGUCUGAUUUCAAGCCGAGAUGGAGGGAUUUGUAUGAGUUUGAUGUUCCUGUGAUUCACAUCAACAAAUCUUCAGCUCCCGAGGAACAUCCAGACUCAGCUUCAAAAGCAGUCAAGCUUAUGCAUCGAUUUACUACCGACCAGGUCAAGGCCAAAAUGGACCUCGUUGAAGAGUCAUAGGAGUCUGGCUGGAGACGAAUACUAGGUAUAUCCAUUGGCUACGAACAUGCAAUAUCAAUAACCAAUCUCAAACACAUGAAGCUUUACC